UGGGACAAGCAAUACCACCCCACCAUAGUGCUAUAUUGGCUGUAACAUUGGCAAUCAAGAAGCUGGCAGACUCACCUAUAGAAGCAUCAAUUGCAAUUGAUCAAUUUACAAGAACAUUCAGCAAAAAAGAGAAGUUAUUUGGAUCACUAGAGGCUCGAUCCUCGGCACUUCGUGUUGAUGCUAAUCCUGCUGAUUGGUGGACUUCAUACGGAGGGCAAUGCAAAGAAUUACAGAAAAUUGCUAUUAAAAUUGUUUCACAAUGUUGUUCAUCUAGUGGUUGUGAGCGUAACUGGAGUACGUUUGCUCUAGUCCAUACUAAGUUGAGAAAUCGCUUAGGCUAUGAGAAGCUAGAUAGGUUAGUUUAUGUCCAUUAUAACUUAAAGCUUCUCAUCCAACAAUUUGAACUUGACAACCCCCAAGAAAAGGAGAUAGAUCCAUAUAGUGUGAUGAUGGAUGUUGUUCUUUUUGAUGAAAAUAAUCCAAUCUUAGAGUGGUUCAGCAACUCUAGAUCUGAGUCUAGACCACUCCUUGAUGAAUAUGAUGAUGACAAUGAUGAUUGGGAUGCACCUGGCAGUUUUCUCAUUGAAGAACUGCAAAUGAGUAAAUCAGAUGUGGCUGCAUUCAAAAGGAAUCUUGGUUUUGAUAAAAAUAGCAGAGGGAAGAAACCAAUGAGUCAAUUAGAUGAGGAAGAAGAGUUUGAAGAUGACUAUGAGUCAGAAUCUCCACAUGGUAGUCCAUUGUAUGAUGAGCCAUGGGAUAUUUGUUCUGAUGAUGAAGGAAACAACUCAGGCGGGGUUGAUUGCUUGGAAGAUAAAUCAGGUAGUGAUGUCGGCAAGAACAAAUCAGAUUGUACUGAAGGCGGAGGUAGUGGUAGUAGAGGGGGCGCCCUUGGUGCCAGUGCGUCUGCUCCUACUAGGGCAGUGCCUAGUCUUCCACAAUCGACCCAUAUUCGUCCAAGAUCAACUAGAAAAAGAAAGCCAACACACAAGAGCGUUUAUGAUCUAUAAAAGGAUGUGGAAGAGAAAUGACCACCGGAACAUGACACACUUUUGGAUAACAUUAUCACUUUUGUUGGAGAUUCUUAUUUUGGAAAGCAUGAAUUGAUUUUCAAGUGCUUUUGUUGAUGACAUGUGCUUGAAAAUGUACUAUUUUGAAUUUCUAUUAUUUUGAUAAACUAUGCUAUAUGCACUUAUCAUAUUUGGACACUAGGUGGUUUGUGGUUUGAUGCCAAUGUGCCAUGAAUGUUGUAAGUUGUGAUACUUAGUCAUAUUUUUAUCUUAUAUAUGUGCAAUUGUGAUGUCAGAUGUAUUAGACAUA
Zea mays is the source of this 1317-nucleotide messenger RNA. RefSeq lists its product as uncharacterized. Bases 447 to 1007 code for a protein of 186 amino acids. NCBI's taxonomy places the organism in Eukaryota, Viridiplantae, Streptophyta, Magnoliopsida, Poales, Poaceae. The transcript is spliced from 5 exons. The record is from RefSeq and is a predicted model, not a curated record.